UGGGAAUUCCGGACCUUAGCCGAAUGUGGUAUAAGGAUUAUUCGAGUCAUUUCUAGCUUCCAUUUUCUUUCACGGAAUCAUUUUCUCAGCUUUCCUACGUCAAUUCACCAGAGCCUCGACUCAUCGACCAACUCAGCGGUCGUAACGGCCUCUCGAAUCUGUGCCGAGCCUUGUGACUCAAGUGGUCCGUGCGAUGGCUGCUUCUGAUGCGAGUAUCCCUCACUUUUAGAGCACCCUCUUGAUUUUCUGUCCUACCCCAUUGCUCAAGUUCCUUCGCAGUUGUUGCCUACCGGCCUAGUUGAGUCAUGGGUCGACAAGUGCUAAUUCUUCGUGUCCCAUCACAUCUUCGAGAGAGUCGACAAGCGCCAACUCUACAUGUUCCAUCACAUCUUCCUCGCGAGAUAUUCGACCUCAUCAUCUCUACGCUUAUCUCGCUCUACGACCAGGAUCCAGGCUAUCAAUGGAGCCACCUCCGCUACAUAACACGCUUUCACAAACGACAACUGGAAUCCCACUUCCUGCAUUUCUGGCUCCCUAGAACAAUCCUCACCGUCUACUCCGACCGGGUCGGUGUUAGUGUUGACUACCGUGCAUUUGGCGUAGACAAGAAAACAGGCCUGAUUGCGCGAUUCAAAGCACGCGAAGGCUGGGCGAGGCUGCAGAGGGAUUCGAUGCUGGAACACGAAAAGUGGAGUUGGUGGGAAUAUAUUAUGCGGUCGACGGAUCCCUUCGACGAGAACACAUGGUGGAGCCAGAGGCGAGUCGUUCUGAGAAUGGGAGAAGGCGUGCUAAACGAAGGCUAUGCGGGUGGUGGGAUAUUGAGCAACAUGGUCAUUCCUGGGCUGCAACCGGAUGAUGAGGGGGGAAAUCUGUGGUUCGAGUGGAAGACACUCUUCUCGAACUUGUUCAAAGAGGAGGAAUGCAUGCGCAUGCUGCGCAACGACCUGCUGAAAAAGCACAUGCCGCAGAUUCUCACAAAGAAACUACCAGAGCGCCGAUCUAUGAUCCGAAAAGUCCUCAGCCAGUAUAAAGCCUCGGCUCGCGAGGCUCUGUACUUCUAUCGCCAUCACCUUCACUCCGGCGGCACACUUGCCAACUUUGAUUGCGGACAUUAUAAAAACUGGUACGGAUAUACGCAAUACGACGAAACAGACUAUCCGACCAUCCUCGAAAUUAUCGGCAAAGAAGAGAGCGUGGUAUUUCAGAUGGAGGGGUGGAGGGAGUGGGGUGUCCGAGAGGUUGCCAGAUUGAGGGGGGAAGAGGAUAUGAAGGACUAUAACUAUUGGGAGUCGCAGCCGGCGCAAUUGCAAACGCGGGCGAGGGUUUGGCUAGCAGCGUGCAGAGAAAGGUGUGUUGAGAAGGAUGUGAAUGAGGAGCAGUUAGAGAAAGGGCUGAGGUUGCGUAGGAGGUUGGAGGAUUUCUGGUUGUGAGCGGUGGCUUUCGAGCGGAUUGGACGAUUUCUUCUAUGGAAGGAAAGCUUUAAGCUUCCAACCCCUCCUAACUCUAAGCCUUAUCUGAAAGGGCUUCCGGCGUUACACCGAUGCUUCGAAGAUAUAGAAGCGUGCGCCAUAACUGUUCCUCUGCGCACGACCCCUUCAGCUGAAUUUCUACGUCCACGGCAUGCUUGAUGCCAUUCCACACGCGACCAAGUUGACCGGACAGGCUAUCAAUCUGGCCGACGGAUCCUCAGACCUCCACCAAAGCAGACCCCGAUUAGUCAUUAGGCCGACCACAGGCGCUCCCCAAAGACUAAGGCCAGUCUUCGACGCAUUUACCUAUUAUUGGCCCAAGUCUGCC
Messenger RNA from Trematosphaeria pertusa, 1797 nucleotides. RefSeq lists its product as uncharacterized. Bases 306 to 1430 code for a protein of 374 amino acids. The transcript has a single exon. The record is from RefSeq and is a predicted model, not a curated record. Lineage: Eukaryota; Fungi; Ascomycota; Dothideomycetes; Pleosporales; Trematosphaeriaceae.